AAAUGUACAUUUUCCCAGCAGUUUCUAAUUUAAAAAAAAUCUACAAAUGAAGAAGAAAAAAAACAAUUUUUGAUCUAGUCCCCCCCCCCCCCGAAGAAAUUUUCAAGAUCUUUUCAAGAUUUUUAAUGAGUGUUUUUUAAUAAGUGACAAUGGACAAUGAAAUGGAAACAAGAUCGAUGCCACCAUGGUAUUCGAAGUGUUUUGAAUAUUUGCGAAAUCGAAAUCGCAUUGGUCCGGGAAAAGUGGAAUUGCCGGAGUGUGAUUUUUUUUUUGUUGAACCGAGGCGAACAUUGAGAAUAUUGAGACCGGCGUUGAAAAGUGGUAGAUUUUAUGAGACGAGCGAUCACGAUAGACCGGAAUCGGUGAAUGAUAAUUUUUUUUCACGUUGGUCGAGGAGGCCACAUCCAUCGGGCAAUUGUCGAUGUUCAUUUCGACAAUCGAAUAAUAUUAGUAGACUGAGCACCACUGAGGAGCAAAUUAUUUCUGCAGAGAUUAAUCGAAUUAGAACGAGUCUUUGUGAGGCGAAAACAGGAGAGGACAUUGCUGAAAUUGAAAAGAGACUCUCAAUAACAUUGGAAAAUUUGAGGGUCAACAAUGCUGAUGCUGAGACAAAAAUUAGGGAUGAGAAAAUUUUUGAGAAAUCACUGCAGCAACAACAACAACAACAACAACAAAAAUUGUGUUGUGAUGAUGAUGAUGUUGAUGAGGUGGCUGUUAAAAAUAAAAUUGUUCGUGAUUUAGAAAGUUACAUAAACGACCUUCUAGAAGAGAUUAUGAGCGACACGAUCAAAUUCAUAUCCGAGGCUGGGAAUUCCUUGGGCAGGAAGUGCUGCAGAUCAACUGAAAAUAUUAUUAUUAAUGACAAUAAUAAUAAGAAGAAGUGUCUUAGGGAAAAAGAAAAUUCGGAAAAUUCAGAAAAUUUGAAAAUUGACAAAUUUGAAAUUAAUUUUGCCUUUCCCGAUGAAAAAAGUGAAAUAACAACUUUUCAAUCAUCAUCGACGAGUGGCUACGUGAAUCCUGCUUUCGAUGGCACAACUCAGGAACCCGACGCCCUAAAUUUCUAUCUACGUCGUCAACUUGGCUCGGAAAUUAUUCUCGAACAAUUGGAUUGCAUUGAUUCGGGAAUUAACAGCGUUGAAACUGUCGAACUUCAACAGGAACAGGAACCGAGUUUAGAGGAAUCUCUCUUGGAGAUAAUCGACGCCAAAUUGGGUCGGACGCCAGUCGGCAAAAGUUGGGAGCAUUUGGAUCAAUUUGAAAAAAUUGAUAAACAAGUCGAGGAUAGUGGGGAGAAAUCGAAGCUAAACGGGGAAAAGGGAGAAAUCGAGGCGAAAAGUACAGAAGACGAAGAAAAAGGAGAAAAAAAGGCGAAAAGUACAGAAGACGAAGAAAAAGAAACAAAGGCGAAAAGUACAGAAGAAGAAAAAGAAGAAAGAAAAGCGAAAAGUAUAGAAAAAAGUAGAGAAAACGAGGCGAAAAGUACUGAAGAAGAAGAAAAAGAAAAAAAAGCGAAAAGUACAGAGAAAAGUAGAGAAAACGAGGCGAACUAUACCGAAGAAGAAAAAAAGGAAAGAAAAUCGAAAAGUACGGAGGAAAGUAGAGACAAAGCAAAGGAACAAAAAGAAGAAGUAAAAACCCCCCAAAGUAUUGAAAAAAAGCCUUUCGAAACAAAAAAGACUGAAACCCUAGAAAAAUCGACGAUUACCCUCGACACUGUUGAUUCAAUACCAGAGGAUUUUCGCGAACUCGAAGAUCUCGUUGACGAUCAAAGUUUUGAGAGGCUUCGAUUAGAAUUUAAAGAAAGUACAAGUACUCCAAAGGCAAAGACAAAACGAAUGUCCGUACUCAAAGAAAAAUUAGUGAAUCGUUUCAAUAAUACAAAUAAAAAUCAUCGAACAUUAAAAUGUACAGCAAAUCUAACAUCAUCGUCAUCAUCAUCAUCGCCACUUGAAUUAAAGGAUUAUAGGAAAAAACAAUGGACAAAUUUUGAUGUGCCUAAUAAUAAUUCAACUGCUGUAGAAUCAUUGUGCUCGGAUCCAAAUGAUUUUGUUGUUUUUCGUAGGAAUCGUAAACCGACAAUUGUAUUUAUACAUGGUUUUGGUUCGUCGGCUGAAAUAUUUGCACAUCAAUUGGAAUAUUUUUCAAAUUUAGGAUAUCCCUGUGUUGCACCUGAUUUAUUGGGUCAUGGAAUGAGUUCGGCGCCAAAUCGAUCGAGAGAUUAUCAUUUUGAGAAAUUACUGCAGGAUCUUGAUUUGGUUUUACAUCAUUAUGCAUUUAAACCGGAGCAGAAAUGCGUUUUGGUGGCACACAAUUAUGGAUGUAGCUUCGCCACGGCCUUGGCCUGCAAAUACGAGAGCAGCAUUCAUCAAUUGGUGUUAAUAUCUGGCGGUGGACCAACGCCAUUGGCACCUCCGAGCAACGAGAGCGCCGGACACUGUUGUCUGAGGGCAAUGCUCACGCCAUUUCUUGUCUGCGGACUUCAUCGUGACAUUUUGUAUUCGGCGAGGGGGCGACAACAUCCUUAUUGUGGCUCCGAAUCAGAGGAACAAUGGCCCUCGCACAUGAAAUACGUAUUGAAGGGAAUGGCAUGGCCGGAAGGCGAUUACGUUUUCCAUAGAAGGAUCUGUACGCCGACACUUUUAAUACACGGACUCAGGGAUAAUAAAGUGUCACUCGUCCAGGAAUGUCAAAUGGAACGAACCAUGAUCAAGGCAUUUCUCGAAGCAUUGCCUUCAGCUGGACACAUACCAAUGACGGACUGUCCAAAUCAAAUAAAUCACAUGAUUCACUGUUUCAUCGACCUCUGGAAGAAUAAAAGAUGGUGACUAAAAAGU
This is a messenger RNA of Leptopilina heterotoma, 2834 nucleotides long. RefSeq lists its product as uncharacterized. The transcript has 4 exons. The record is from RefSeq and is a predicted model, not a curated record. NCBI's taxonomy places the organism in Eukaryota, Metazoa, Arthropoda, Insecta, Hymenoptera, Figitidae. Bases 150 to 2825 code for a protein of 891 amino acids.